This is a messenger RNA of Cokeromyces recurvatus, 1664 nucleotides long. Its product is annotated as Septin-domain-containing protein. The transcript is spliced from 7 exons. Bases 86 to 1252 code for a protein of 388 amino acids. NCBI's taxonomy places the organism in Eukaryota, Fungi, Mucoromycota, Mucoromycetes, Mucorales, Mucoraceae. Gene Ontology annotation, cellular component: microtubule cytoskeleton; cell division site; septin ring. The record is from RefSeq and is a predicted model, not a curated record. Gene Ontology annotation, biological process: cytoskeleton-dependent cytokinesis. Gene Ontology annotation, molecular function: GTPase activity; GTP binding; molecular adaptor activity.
UUUUUUUUUGUCAUUAUUAAUAUUCUUUUCCUUACAUAUACAUAGAUAUAUAUGUAUAUAUUUAUAUAUAUAUAAAUAAAAGAGUAUGUCCUCUUUAACUAUUUCUUCUUCUGGUGUAGGUGUUGCACAUUUACCCAAUCAAGUACAUAAAAUUGCUACAAAUAGAGGUAUUAAUUUCACCUUAAUGGUUUGUGGUGAAUCUGGAUUAGGCAAAACUACAUUUAUAAAUACAUUAUUCGCAACAACGAUUAAAAAUUAUCAACUUUAUGGAAAGAGAUUUGAAAAGCAAUUAGAUAGAACUGUAGACAUUGAAAUUACAAAAGCAGAGAUGGAAGAAAAUAGGUUUAAAAUAAGAUUGACAGUUGUUGAUACACCUGGUUUUGGUGAUUAUGUAAAUAACAAAGCUAGUUGGUUGCCUAUCAUUGAUUUUAUUGAUGAUCAACAUGAAAGUUAUAUGAGACAAGAGCAACAACCUUAUCGUCAAGGAAAAAUUGAUAUGCGUGUUCAUGCUUGUCUUUACUUUAUUAGGCCAAAUGGACACAGCUUAAAAGCGUUAGAUAUUGAAAUUAUGAAAAGACUUGGUACUCGAGUUAAUUUAAUUCCUAUCAUUGCUAAAGCUGAUACUUUAACCCCGAAAGAUUUGCAAAAGUUUAAAGAAAAUAUCCGGGAAUGUAUUCAAAUGAAUAAUAUUCAAGUCUUUCAAUGUCCAAUUGAAAGUGAAGAUGAGGAAAGUACGAUGCGUAAUCAAGCUAUUGCAGAUGCUUUUCCGUUUGCAGUUAUUGGCUCGACCCAUUUUGUUGUAAAUCAACAUGGUCAAAAGGUGAGAGGACGAGAAUAUGAUUGGGGUGUAGCAGAAGUUGAGAAUGACGAUCAUUGUGACUUUAUUAAACUUCGAAAUUUAUUAAUUCGUUCUCAUCUGCUUGACUUGAUUAAUACAACUGAAGAAUAUCAUUAUGAAUAUUAUCGUCAACAACAAAUGGUUACUCGUAAAUUUGGUGAACCAAAACCAAAGAGAUCUGAAAAUCCUAAAUUUCGUGAAAAGGAAGAAGCUCUAAGAAGCUUAUUUACUGAGCAAGUUAAAAACGAAGAAUCUAGAUUUCGUCGUUGGGAACAACAGCUCAUAAAAGAAAGAGAUAAAUUGAAUAACGAUUUAGAGAUACAACAUGCUCAUAUUAAAGCUCUUGAAGCUGAAUUAGAUCAAUUAUAUAAAAGAGCAGGAAAAAGUGGUAUUCAUAAUACGUUUCGAAGAUAAUACGUCAUAGUCUUUACUACAUAUUUAUUUAUUUAUUUAUCUAUUCAUUCAUAUUCAUAAUAACUUUAUGCUUAAUCAUAUAAUUCCUCUAAAAGUCUUUUAUAUCUUUUAAAGUUUUCAAUAUCAUGGAAUUCACUUGUUAUAUUCUCUUCCUCUUUCUUCAUCUCUCUUGCCUUUCGCUUCUUCUUUUUAAAUCCUUCCAUCUUUUCUUUUAUUUGCUCUGCUAUUUUAAUUAUAGAAUUAGGCUUUGAUUGCUUGCUUAACAAACAUGGCAUUUUAAGUAAUUCAUCUACUUUCUUGGAAUAAUACAUGUCAUGAAUGUCUGUACUAUAAACAAAAAAUAAUCAAUUUUUUUUUUCAGUAUACAAUACAUUUAUGCAUUCUUUUACCUUAAUGCAUGUGUUAAAAUAGA